AUGACGAAAGUUUUUUGUCUUCAAAUUGUCUUGGAUGAUACGUACGAUUCCUAUGGUACCCUUGAUGAACUUACACUUUUAACAGAAGCAAUCAGAAGAUGGGACAUUGGCGCCCUAGAUAUGCUUCCAGAUUACAUGAAAUUUAUUUAUAAGUCACUCUUAGAUUUUUUCGCUGAAAUGGAGGAAGAUAUGAAUAAGGAAGGAAGAGCAUACUGCGUAGAUUGUCCAAAAAUGAUGCAAAGAGUGGUCGAAGCAUAUUUUGCUGAAGCCAUAUGGUUCAAUAGAGGGUAUUUUCCAAGUACAUUUGAUGAAUAUAUGACAGUUGCACUGGAAACUGGUAGCUGCCGAUUGACGAUAGCGAUGAUCUUCUUAGCCAUGUGUGCAACUAAAGAGGAUUUUGAUUGGUUUUGCUCUGAUCAUAAGAUUAUAAAAGCAGCAGAUCGUAUCGCCAGACUCUUGGUUGACAAAGCGUCUCAGAGGGUAUGA
Molecule: messenger RNA, 486 nt
Organism: Pistacia vera
Lineage: Eukaryota; Viridiplantae; Streptophyta; Magnoliopsida; Sapindales; Anacardiaceae
Product: (E)-beta-farnesene synthase-like
Exons: 3
Coding region: 1-486 (161 amino acids)
Molecular function (GO): terpene synthase activity; magnesium ion binding
Source: RefSeq, a predicted model, not a curated record